Messenger RNA from Rhopilema esculentum, 666 nucleotides. Its product is annotated as signal peptidase complex subunit 3. Gene Ontology annotation, cellular component: membrane; signal peptidase complex. The record is from RefSeq and is a predicted model, not a curated record. Gene Ontology annotation, biological process: protein targeting to ER. NCBI's taxonomy places the organism in Eukaryota, Metazoa, Cnidaria, Scyphozoa, Rhizostomeae, Rhizostomatidae.
AUAGGGCUGAUGGCUUCAUCAAUCAAUGGCUGAGAGUUGACUUCUUUGGUGCCUAUGAACUAAGCAGCCAUGCAUAGUUUUCUCUCACGUGCAAAUGUUGUAUUUGCGUAUACCUUAACUGUUUUAGCAAUCGUCACCUUUGGGUGCUUUUUAUCAACGUUCUUCUUCAGACACAGAGAGCUUCAGAUAGAUAUGAAUGUCAAUAAACAGAUAGUAAAAAGUGUUCGAGAUUUCACAGUUGCUAAAGAUUACACAGACCUUGGAUUUCUCACUUUUGAUAUAGAUGCAGAUUUGAGACCGUUAUUCAACUGGAAUGUCAAACAGCUCUUUCUAUAUGCAACAGCUGAGUACAAAACCAAAAAUAACGAGGUGAACCAAGUGGUUUUAUGGGACAAGAUAAUCCAACGAGGCGACAAAGCAGUGAUAGAUCUUCGUAAUAUGAACACUAAGUAUUACUUCUUUGAUGAUGGUGUGGGUGGUUUGAGAGGCAACAAAAAUAUUACGCUGACCUUUUCAUGGAACACAGUUCCAAAUGCAGGAAUGCUGCCACGUCACACGUCAAAUCGUGUGCACCAGUUUGCAUUCCCGGACAGUUAUACGUACAAAAGAACUCACUAGGUUGAAAUUAUGUUAUUUCGUUCUUUAAUGAAAAUACGUUCUAUGGAA